Molecule: messenger RNA, 2122 nt
Organism: Phasianus colchicus (ring-necked pheasant)
Lineage: Eukaryota; Metazoa; Chordata; Aves; Galliformes; Phasianidae
Gene: LACTBL1
Product: lactamase beta like 1
Source: RefSeq, a predicted model, not a curated record
CAGCUGUAUUGUCUGCAUGUGCCUUUUUCACCUAUUUAUUAUCCAUGCAAGACUGUUUUUCCCUUUCUUUUACUCCCUCUGAGAUCAUCUCUUUUGUGCCUUCAGCAAGCAUCCAGCAGUCGAGGCCUCCUCAAGCUCUCUGUUAUGGAAGUGAAGUGGAUUCAUGUGUUGGUCAUCUUCUUCUUCCUGCUGUCUGUUGCUAUGACAGGCUGCUUUCUGUGGCAGUACAGCCUCCCCAAGGCGGAGCCCAACCCACCUGUGAUGGAAGUAAGAUCAGAAUCUGUGCAGAUGUGCCCACGCUACCCUGAACCAGUACCACUGGACCACCCAAUCCCCAUUUUGAAGGAAGCAUUGGAGAAGGUAGACUUGAUGCUGCGCCAAAAGAUUCAUAACUCUGGUCUUCCUGCCAUGUCUGCCAUCGUUAUCUACAAUGACACUGUGCUCUGGACGGGCAACUUUGGAAAGAAGAAUGCUUCAGAUCCCUUCUCAGUGGUGCCCAAUGAGUACACUAUUUACAGAAUCGCCAGUGUCUCCAAGAUCUUUCCCACCCUUAUGCUGUACAAGAUGUGGGAGGAAGGGAAAGUCACAUCUCUGGAUGACCCUUUGGAACGUUACGCCCAGAACUUUGCUAUUAAAAACCCUUUGGGAAGGUUCAGGGAAUCAGAACAGAGAUAUACAGCAGAUGGGCUGAUCUUUGUGGAAAAAGGUUCGAUACCACUUAAGCCAUCACCUGUUACCUUGCGCAGGAUGGCCAGCCAGCUCUCAGGUCUCCCCAGGAGACUGCGAUCUACCAGCCUGCUGUGGAAAGGCAACACACAAGAAGCUCUAGCUCUCCUGAAGGAUGAUGUCUUGGUGGCUGAUCCUGGAACCAGAUGCCACUACAGCAAUUUGGCCUUCUCUCUGAUGGCACACGUGCUAGCUGACCAUGCAGCUGAUGGACAAUACCAGCGAUGGAUCUCGGAGAACAUCCUGGACCGCUUGGGCAUGGAGGACACUGGCUUUGACAUCACACCACCCAUCCGCUCCCAGAUGGCGGUGGGUUUCUAUAGCAGCCAGCAGCCAGCCCCUCUCUACGACCUCGGCUGGUACAGACCUUCUGGACAGAUGUACUCUACAGCUGCUGACCUUGCCAAGCUGGCAAUGGUCUUUUUAGGCACCUAUCACCGUCGUCUCCUAGAGCCUGACACAGUGAAGACAAUGCUGACACCUCUGUUUAAGUGCUCCACUGAAUACUUUGCCAACAAGACUGGAACGCCCUGGGAGAUUAACGAGCAAUUGGGAUAUGAUGUCAUCAGGAAGGAUGGAGACCUUGAUGGCUAUUCAGCUACUUUCUCACUGAUCCCCAAGCUCCGCCUGAGCUUCAUUGUACUGAUGGCUGGGCCCAGGCCUCAGGGUGGAGAUCUUGUGACCCAGACAUAUGAGUAUCUCAUCACUGCCAUGGAGACUGCGUUCAGAGAGGCAGAGAAAACAUUGACUCCUCCCCCAAGCCCAGUCCCUUUUGUUGGCUAUUAUACCUAUUCCAAUCUGACUUUCUAUGAGAUCAAAGUUGGACGCGGUGGGGUGCUGGUCAUGCAGCAGUUUGGGCCUCAUGCUGAAGAGCUGAUUCCUGAGAAAUAUCGGACAAUCAAGCUCCAUCAUCUGGAAGAUCGUGUCUUCCAAGUUGUUUUUGACAAGGAGUUUCCAUGUGUUCUGCACCUGGGCUCUGCCUCCAUCUCACUGGAGACCCAGAAUGGGCAGCUCUUUAAUUUUUAUCCAUUUGAUCGCAAGGGUUUGUCUCCUGGCUUUGAUGCACCAGGGCUGAACACAUACAACGUGGUGCGUGUACUUCGUAAACCUGUCUUCUAUAGCUAAAUGUCCCCUCUUCUUUUCUGACUAUUCCUGGGGGGUGACUCCAAAUCUGCAUCUUUCCAGACUCUCCUUCUAUGUGGCUUUUUGGAUGCCAUUAAUUGGGAAAUAUACUGGCAAAUGACUGUUACUUCCAACAGACAUAUCAUGUCUCACUUCUGAAAUGACUGCAACGGCUUGCCAUCCCUGUUCCUGCAUGGCAGAUUGGCUAGCAAUGGGGAUGCCUACAGAAAAAAACAAAAAAAACAAAAAAAAAAAACAGGUAGAAAUGAGGUGA